CCCUAAUCUAAAUCACAACGAUGAAGGGUAUGAAGCCAUUGAAGCAACUAAAGCUCUCUGUUCCUGCUCAAGAAGCCCCAAUAACCAGCUUCUUGACUGCAAGCGGGACAUUUCAUGAUGGGGAUUUACUUUUAAACUUGAAAGGUUUAAGACUAAAGUCCGAGGAAAAGGGAUCUAGUCCUUCAGAUACCAAGGAGAUUGAUCUACAAUUUUCACUAGAAGACCUUGAAGCCAUAAAAGUUAUUGGAAAAGGAAGUGGAGGCGUUGUUCAACUCGUUCGGCAUAAAUGGGUUGGAACAUUGUUUGCUUUGAAGGUGAUUCAGAUGAACAUACAAGAGGAUAUUCGUAAACAGAUUGUGCAAGAGCUGAAAAUUAAUCAGGCAUCACAAUGUCCUCAUGUUGUGGUUUGUUACCACUCUUUCUACCACAAUGGAGCCAUCUCUUUGGUAUUUGAAUACAUGGAUCGUGGAUCUCUGGCGGAUGUUAUUAGACAACUUAAAACAAUCCUUGAACCAUAUCUUGCUGUUGUCUGCAAACAGGUACUGCAGGGUCUCGUGUAUUUGCACAACGAAAGACAUGUAAUUCAUCGAGAUAUUAAGCCAUCUAACCUUCUUGUAAACCAAAAAGGCCAAGUGAAAAUUACGGAUUUUGGUGUGAGCGCAAUGCUGGCCACCUCUAUGGGUCAACGGGAUACAUUUGUCGGAACAUACAAUUACAUGGCUCCGGAAAGAAUCAGUGGGGGAGCUUAUGACUAUAAAAGUGACAUAUGGAGUUUGGGCCUGGUGAUCCUCGAGUGUGCUAUAGGACGAUUUCCAUAUUUACAAUCUGAAGAUCAUCAAGUUUGGCCAAGUUUUUAUGAGCUUUUGGAGGCUAUUGUCGCAAAGCCACCGCCUUCUGCACCGCCCGAUCAGUUUUCACCGGAGUUCUGUUCGUUUGUUUCUACCUGCAUACAGAAAGACCCUAAAGAUAGAUCAUCGGCUUUAGACCUUUUGAGUCAUCCGUUCAUCAAGAAGUUCGAGGACAAGGACAUUGAUCUUGAUAUUCUGAUUGGUUGCUUGGAACCCCCGAUGAAUUUCACGAGGUAACGUGUCUUGUAACAGUGUAUAAUUAGCUCACAUGUUUGCUAUGAUAUAACAAACAAUCGUAUAGUAUUUCAUAGAUCGAGUUUUAUCAAAUGUUCGAUACUUGUUACAACAAUGAAUGCAUGCAAAGUUCU
Molecule: messenger RNA, 1216 nt
Organism: Cynara cardunculus var. scolymus (artichoke)
Lineage: Eukaryota; Viridiplantae; Streptophyta; Magnoliopsida; Asterales; Asteraceae
Product: mitogen-activated protein kinase kinase 6-like
Exons: 8
Coding region: 21-1085 (354 amino acids)
Biological process (GO): protein phosphorylation
Cellular component (GO): cytoplasm
Molecular function (GO): protein serine/threonine kinase activity; ATP binding
Source: RefSeq, a predicted model, not a curated record